GCAACACUUGGCUCCAGUGCAAGAAUAUCUUAGUUGUGUUUUUUUUUUUUAUGUACCUACAUAAAUUCAGUCGCAUAUAUUAACUUAUUCAAAAUGUCAAUUUUAUCACAAAACAUGGAGAGCGAUUUGGGUGUGAUCUCCGUUGUCUACUUAUCAAUGUUUUUGGACAAUGUACUUUUGACUGUAGUUGUGCCAAUUAUUCCUGAACAUUUAUACAUACAAUGGAUCACCAAUACAACGCAUUUUGUAACUAAUGUAACUAGAAGAGACCAACCGCUUCUUUCUAGUUCAUUGAUCAAAAUGAAAUCGCAAACAUUGGAAAAUGAAAAUGAAACAAUAGGCAUCUUGUUAUCUUCAAAAGCUAUUAUCCAGUUAUUUAUGAAUCCUUUAGUGGGAAUUUUAACAUCAUACGUCGGAUACAGUUUACCAAUAUUCCUUGGAUCAAUUCUUUUAAUUAUAGUAUCAGUUUUGUUUGCGUAUGGAGAGACUUUCGUUUCAUUACUAGUUGCUAGAAGUCUUCAAGGUACUGCUUCAGCACUAAUCAGUGUUUCUGGUAUGUGUUUAAUUGCUAAUCAAAAUCACAUGUCAGAUUUGAGACGCAGUAAAGUAAUGGGUCUAGUCAUGGGAAGUAUAGCCUUAGGUGUUUUAGUCGGUUAUCCAUUUGGUAGCAUACUUUAUUAUUUUGUUGACAAGUCAACACCAUUUAAUGUUAUAAUAUGUGCCAUAACAUUCAAUUUAGGUCUACAACUUUAUAUUUUUAAUUUUAAUCUCGUACAAAAGGAAAAUUCAUUCAAUGAGAUAUUGCAAUUAAAACAAACAUCUAAUGAUAAACAUCAAAUUCAUUUUAAUAAUGGUAACUGGAAAGAUCUUUUAAAAGAUGGAUAUAUCCUGUUAAUCAUUUUUUCUAUUUGUCUGACAUCAUCUGCCAUGGCUAUUUUGGAACCGUUUUUACCAAUUUGGCUCAUUCAAAUUAUAAACCCAGAAAAAUGGCAGCUGGGUACAGUUUUCAUUCCGGAUAGUCUCGGUUAUUUAAUUGGCACGAAUUUUUUUGGAACUUUGUCAUACACAAUGGGACAAUGGAAAAUGGCAAUACUAGCAACUCUGCUAGUUGGUAUAUCAGCAAUUGUGAUUCCGGCUGCUACGACGACAAUAGGACUUAUUUGUCCACAUUUUGGUUUGGGUCUGGGUAUAGGAAUAGUGGAUUCAGCUUUGGUUCCCAUGCUGGCAAAUCUAGUGGACACCAGACAUCCAAACGUGCAUUAUGGAUCGGUAUACGCACUCCAACAAACAGCCGUUAGUUUAGCAUAUUCCUUUAGUCCUAUUUUUGGUGGUCAAGUGGUUAAAAUUCUUGGAUUUCCAUAUUUAAUGAGAACUGUAGGAAUCAUAAAUAUAUCUUAUUGCUGUCUGUUAGUAUUUUUAAGGAAAGUUUCGAACAACGAAACGGAGAAGAUUAAUAUUGAUACGUCUAUUCCCGAUUAUAAGUCCACAAGUGUUGUAUCAUUCUUUAACAAACAUAUCGCUUAUAAAAAACUCGACGAAAUGGAUGAAAAUAAUUAAAAUCGUUAAUGUUAAUACUAUUAAUAAUUUAACAUUUAAAAGCAAUGGUUAAGUUAUCAGUAUUUACUAUGGGGACGGCAUGAUUCAAAACACGUGUAUAUGUGGCGAGGAUUUGUUACUAAAAAGUAAAAAUGCAGGUGGUCACCCAUCUAGGAAAUUAAUGACAUUAGUCAAUGCUUGAUC
Messenger RNA from Melanaphis sacchari, 1740 nucleotides. Its product is annotated as synaptic vesicular amine transporter-like. The transcript is spliced from 14 exons. The record is from RefSeq and is a predicted model, not a curated record. Gene Ontology annotation, molecular function: serotonin:sodium:chloride symporter activity. Lineage: Eukaryota; Metazoa; Arthropoda; Insecta; Hemiptera; Aphididae. Gene Ontology annotation, cellular component: terminal bouton; synaptic vesicle membrane. The coding region runs from base 94 to 1557 and encodes 487 amino acids. Gene Ontology annotation, biological process: transmembrane transport; aminergic neurotransmitter loading into synaptic vesicle.